AUGCAGACUGCUUCUACAAACAUUUGUGAAAGUCUGUGCAAUAAGUCCAUCCAUGAAUUGUCGUUGCUACUAAAUAUUCCACAGUCAACUGUUAAUUGUAUUAUAACAAAUUUGAAGCAACUUGGAACAAAAGCAACUCAGCCACGAAGUGGUAGGCCAUGUAAAAUGACAGAGCAGGGUUAGAGCAUGCUGAAGGACACAGUGCGCAGAAGUCGCCAACUGUCUGCAGAGUCAAUAGCUAAAGCCAAACUUUGUGUGACCUUCAGAGUAGCAAAACAACAGUGCAUAGAGAGCUUCAUAGAAUGGAAACCCAUGGUCGAGCAUCUGCAUCCAAGCCUUACAUCACCAAGUGCAAUGCAAAUGGUGUAAAGCAUACCACUCUAGAAU
Messenger RNA from Staurois parvus, 387 nucleotides. NCBI's taxonomy places the organism in Eukaryota, Metazoa, Chordata, Amphibia, Anura, Ranidae. The record is from the annotation of a GenBank genome assembly.